UAAAAUCAAGGAUUUCUCUCUAAAGUGAUAAAGGAGAGGAACACAGUUCAGUCGUGAAGCGAGUUUUGUCCGUGUUGUGAACCGGCUGGUACUUGAUUUUUCUCUACUUGUGUCCUCCAUGCUGUCUUAAUAUGGUAGCCUGACAAACCUACAUACAAGUGCCUCUUUGUGCGGUAAAAAUGUCUCUGCUUUGCUCUUCAUCUCGUGUAGCUCCUUUGCCAUAUACCAAACAGUCAAGUCCACGUUUUCUGAAACUCAAAACACGCACCGUAACUCUAUGUUCUUCCAUCAGCUACCCUAAUGUCAGGAAUUACAUGUUCGCAGAACCACAUAAGUUUGGUAGGCUAACAAAGAGUCAGAUACUAGUUAGUCCGGAGUCUUUUACUGAAAACAGCACAAUAGAUAUUGACUGGGAAGAUCAGGAGGACGUUGAGGAUACCGGGUCACCUUGGGAAGGUUCGGUUAUGUAUAGGAGAAAUGCUUCAGUCACACAUGUCGAAUACUGCACCACAUUAGAGAGGCUUGGAUUGGGGAAGUUAUCCACUGAGGUUUCGAAGAAGAGGGCUUCUGCAAUGGGACUUAGAGUGACGAAAGGUGUCAAGGAUUAUCCGGAGGGCACACCGGUUCAAGUUUCGGUUGAUGUCAUUAGGAAGAAGAAGAAGCUGAGACUUGAUGGGAUUGUCAGGACUGUUAUCACACUUGGCUGCAACAGAUGUGGUGAGGAAGCAGGUGAGAGCAUCUUCUCCAACUUCUCCUUAUUACUAACCGAAGAGCCAGUUGAAGAACCGGAUGUCAUUGAUCUAGGAUUUACAUUCGGUAAUGACAAAGCCAGUUCCUUUUCUGGAUUGUCGGACGAGGGAGAAGCAGGUGAGGAAGAUGAUGAUGAUGAUGAGAUAGAUUGGGAGGAUAAACUCUAUUUUCCUCCUGAGGUGAAAGAAGUAGAUAUAUCAAAGCAUAUAAGAGACUUGGUGCAUUUGGAGAUCACCAUGAAUGCGAUAUGUGAUCCUGCGUGUAAAGGAAUGUGUUUGAAGUGCGGUGCGAAUCUGAAUAAGAGGAAGUGUGAUUGUGGCAGUGAAGAGAAGGAUAAAGGAUAUGGACCUCUUGGGAACCUGAGAAAGCAAAUGCAACAGAAAGAUGGUCUUAGAAACUAAACCUCAUCAUUACUUCUCUUUUUUUGGGAUUUGUAUCUUCUCUUUCUUGGUUACUGUCAUAAAACCUCACUCUUUUGUACCAAAAAUUUCAGUAGAUAAUCUGAAGUGACUAAAGCUCAAUUCAAGCUCAUCAUUCAGCGUGUGAAUGCUAAGCAAAGCAUUGGUCUCAUUUGCAGAUUUCCG
Molecule: messenger RNA, 1334 nt
Organism: Eruca vesicaria subsp. sativa (arugula)
Lineage: Eukaryota; Viridiplantae; Streptophyta; Magnoliopsida; Brassicales; Brassicaceae
Source: the annotation of a GenBank genome assembly